Messenger RNA from Bolinopsis microptera, 1005 nucleotides. RefSeq lists its product as uncharacterized. Lineage: Eukaryota; Metazoa; Ctenophora; Tentaculata; Lobata; Bolinopsidae. The coding region runs from base 1 to 1005 and encodes 334 amino acids. The record is from RefSeq and is a predicted model, not a curated record. The transcript is spliced from 3 exons. Gene Ontology annotation, molecular function: ATP binding; ATP-dependent protein folding chaperone. Gene Ontology annotation, cellular component: cytoplasm; mitochondrion.
AUGAAUUUCCGGGCUGCGGACGGAGCUCUCAAGAAACACUGUAUAUCUGCACCUAAACAUGCAACACUCAAGAAACACUGUAUAUCUGCACCUAAACAUGCAACACUCAAGAAACACUGUAUAUCUGCACCUAAAAAUGCAACACUCUUGUCUGCCGACAUCCAGAAUGAAAUAGUAGAUCUCAUCAAGACUGUGAUUGAAAGCAUCGUCCCCAUCGACUCUCUGCCGCCUUCAUCUGCACUUGUCACUGCCAUUCUGGUUGAAACUCGGUUGAAGCAGUAUUUGUCCUACUUGCUCGACGAAGGACUCUACGACAAGGAGGAUCAAACAGAUAAAAAAAUACUGGCAGCGGUGUUCAUACCUGUGAUUGAGCGAUGCCUGGACACAUAUAUGCAUCUGAGUACAACAAUUACAGAAGUGGUACUUGUUGGCGGUAGCUCUCGUCUGUCGUUGCUGAAAACCAUCGUGGUAGAUACCCUACCUAAUGCAUCACUCAUCGAGCCAGUUAACGUGGACCGGGCGGUAACACUGGGUACCGCCAGGAGGAUUGGCCAACUACUCGAGAACCCAGACAGCGAAGAACCCGCAGAAAUUACAGAGAUGGCCAAUCAUACCCUGGGAAUCAGCGUGAUCAACGACGGGUUUGUACCCCUGAUUCCGAGAGGAGCCCAGCUACCGGUGACACGGGAGAAAGGCUUUACCACAAGCGUGGAUUUUCAGUGGACGAUGAAGAUAGCAGUAUAUCGGGGAGAGAACGAGUGGGCAAGCCUAAACACGUGUUUAGGCAUGUUCAGUUUGGAAAUCAUGCCUAUGCCCCAGGGGGAACCUCGGGUGAUCGUUAAGUUCAGUUAUAACCCGGAGGGUAUGCUGACGGUAACAGCGACAGAAGCAUCUUUUCUCAACGAGGGAGGUAACAAUGACACGGGAAAGGCCAGAGGAAGCACCACCAUCGGAAAUCAAGAAAAACGAGGACAAAGAAAAGGAAAAGGAACUCACAUCGGAUGA